This is a messenger RNA of Lytechinus pictus (painted urchin), 3808 nucleotides long. RefSeq lists its product as uncharacterized. Gene Ontology annotation, biological process: regulation of apoptotic process. The transcript is spliced from 4 exons. Bases 154 to 732 code for a protein of 192 amino acids. NCBI's taxonomy places the organism in Eukaryota, Metazoa, Echinodermata, Echinoidea, Temnopleuroida, Toxopneustidae. Gene Ontology annotation, molecular function: protease binding; death domain binding. The record is from RefSeq and is a predicted model, not a curated record.
AUGAACCACCAACGUUAAUUUUUCUCUUUUCGGCUUUUCUCUCCUCUACUCAGGCUAAAAACGGUGUCACCUGCCCACCUGUCAAGAAUUCGGAGUUCAGUUCGGCUCUUCAACACGCUUUGUUGUACUUUACGAAUUCUGCCAAAGUCUGGGAUGGAUCCUCUUCACCGUAUGGUAUUGCAGAAGAACUGGACCUACCUUUUAGAUUCCUUGAAGAGUGACGAUGUCAUCCCUUAUCUCAUUCAAGAAUUAGUCCUGGAUUUUGACAUGGUGGAAGAAAUUGAAGCUGCAGAAACCAACAAGCAAAAGACGAGGCGACUAAUGACCAAACUGAUGCGGAGAGGGCCGACAGCCUACCAGGCUUUCAGGGAAUCGCUGCAGCAAUACGAUGUGUAUGAUCACCUGGUACAAAGACUUGAUUCUACUCGGAUUGAUCCAGCCCUGCUUCCUGAGCCUUCACCAAAGACAUCACAGUCAGAACAACCCGAUAUAGGGAUCACUCAAAUGGAAGAAGACACACCAAGCCAGCCGUCAACACUCUGUUCUCAGUCAUUCCAGCCACAACCAGUACAACAGUCACCACACCAGCUUCCACAACCACCACAACAGCUACCACAACCACCACACCAAUCACCAUUGCCAAUGACAACAGGAAACAGCAAUUUUAGGAUAGCAGGCAACAAUAACUUUGUCAUCAUGGGUAGCAAUAAUACCCAGGUGUAUUACCAUUGACUGCAGGUUCAGUCAAUAACAUAAUAAUAUAGACCUGUAUUCUGAAGCCUAGUGUAAUGUAGACCAUGGUCUAACUCUGUGCUAAAAAAGUAUGGGAAGCCAAAAAAAAAUCCAUUGCAUUACAUGAUUCUUAUCUUUGUAUCAGAAUUGGCUUUCCAUAUAGACAAAUUUAAAAUAUUAAACUAAGCUUCAGAAUAAGAGUCAUAGCCCAUAGUAUUCAGUCAGUCAGCAAGCCCUCAAAAAGUAGCUUCUUUUAUCCAAGUGAUAUUCAUGACUAGAGGGUUUUGCAUUGUUAAUGAGCUUGGUGCAGACAAAAACACCUCUUUUUAUUCGACCAUUGCUGCUCUAAAUAUUGACAAAAUUUCAUAUUUUGGUAUCUUUAUAAAGAAGAAAUAUCAUUAUUUCAGGUUGUGUGUCUGGAUUUAAAAAAAGAUUUUGUAACAUAGGUGAAACUUUUGAUCUAAAACAUGAAACAAAAUAAUUAUUUUCAUACAACAAAACUUGUUGCUUUUACACCUAAUUUCUGGUUGGGUCCAAAUAAUUUUUAGAUUAUGAUAAAGCUGUAGAUCUAAGCUUUAAUAUGAUAUAAUUUUUAUAAGAAGAGGUAUCUUAAAUGGGUCAGCAGCCAGCUUUUCAUAGGCCAAGUACAUUUAGCAGUUUAAAAACAAGAAUACUGCGCUCUGAUUGGUCAUAGAGACUACACACCCACGCAAAUUCCAAUGUUCCCACACUGGGCCUCUGCACGGUCACACUCACCAUGUGGUAAUCUCUUCAAAUUACCUGCGCCUGUUGUUUUGAAAACACUAUUCAACCAAUCAGAACUCUGGAUUUUAUGCUAUUCAGAAAUCUCGUCUUGCGUUUUGGUGGAAAAAGCUGGCUGCUGACCCAUCUAAAAGGUGCCACAUAUCAAGAGUGACAUUGUAAGAAAGUAUAGAGUUUGAGCUUUCUGAUGAUAUAAAUAAUGUUUGUGCCUAAAACACAAAAUCUUGCACAAUUUGCAAGAGAAAAAAGAGGAAGAAAAUUUUGUUUGAGGCAUCUUUUCAUGCUUAAAAUUCACUUAUUUAUCAAAAUAUUUUAUUCAAAAGAAAUGAUCAAUGUAAAAGAGUAACGUUUAUUCUUUCAUAUGGUACAAAAAUAAUCAAUUUCACUCUAGGAGAAAGUGGUUAAAUUCUUUGAGAAACAAAGUCUCACAAUUUAGGAGAUUUUGAAGGGACAUGAAUUAAGCCACGAGAGGACUUGGAUAAAUCUUGCUCAUUAAAACAGGGGCUUGCAGACUGACUGUAUUGGCCCACACAUACAUUGAAUAUUAGUAUGAAUAUCCAUUUAUUUAAAUGAACUGUACUGUAGCAUUUACAGGGGCCGCGGAAGCGGGGGGCUGGGGGUGCUUUAGCCCCCCACUUUUUUCCAUAACUGUACAAAAACGUAAAAAUGACCAUAAGAUUGGGAUUUUUUGCAUGGUCAGCCCCCCCCCCCCCACUUUGAAGCCCGUUCCGCGGCCCCUGAUUUAAUUAUUUCUUUUAUAUCUUGAUAUUUUUAUCACAAGUAGAUUUGUUGUAGAUUGUGCUUCUCAUUUUAGAAUUCUUGUGCACUAUUUAUAGAGAUUCUAGGAAGUAGUGCAUUUUUCCAUACAGUGGUGCUAAAAAGUUGGUGAGCCUCACCAGAAAAUGCGCUUCUUCAUGCUGAGUGUUGAACGUAGACAACAACACUACAAUGUUUGGCUAGCCCAGAGCAACACGCUACAAUGUUUGGCCAACCCAGAGAAACAAUUUAUACUGAAUAUAAUAUUUUAUCACACGACUUCACAAUUAAAUAUCUAAAACAUGGCAGAAUUUGAACACUUUUUAAAUAUGUUCAUUUUCUGGUAGGGUUCUAUAACAUUUUAACACCACUGUACAAGAUGGCUACCACAACCACAGGAUAACCCAAGGUCAUACCACCUCAGAUGUGGUAGGUCCAUUGAUUAUGGAAUGAUAACUUGUGUAAGUUAUGUCAGGAAGCCUGACAAAAGUAAUGUUCAUUGUAUUUCACAUGCCUAAGUGAAUGUACAUGUACAAUUUCAAAGUGUUUUCUUUUUUCGUCCAUGGGUUUGUGUAGAUGCCGAAAUGGGACGAUCAUUUGACGAAAGAAUACAGAGGGAAUUCUUGUUGAAACUUGAAAGACAAUUUUUUUGAGGUAGGACUUUUUAAAGGUGCCUUUAUAGUGGCAGAUGUUUGGAGGUGCUUUUGAUUGUGAUUGACUUCUUUAUUUAGGACAGGAUAAUUAUUGGGAAAAAAUAGUUUAUCCUAUGUCCCAUGAUUGGUCGAAACUAUGAACGGAGUACUAAAUGAUGUCACAAUCAUUUCAUUUGUUUGAUUUCAGCUUUUUUUUAUCAGUAUCUUUGUUGAGCUUGGUGAAAAAUAUUGACCACCCGAAUUUGGUGGGAAUUAGUCUAUGGGAGAUCAAGAGGUGGCCUUCUGAAUACCUACUUAUCCCCAUUGAAAUAAGUGUAAGUUGGCCUGGUUCUAAAUAUUUAUGAAUCAGGGGUGGUAUUCGGAAAAAGUUCUUAUAUCUAUUCUUAUCUUUUAUCUUAUCUCACUGAGAUCUAGGAAGAUGCAAUAAUCAUUGCAAAUCGGUAUUCUGACAAUCUUCUUAAAUCGUUCUUAUCUCUGUAAGGACUGCCCCCUCCUGAGCUUCAACUCGCUCAUAUUUUAGAUAUUACCAAUCAAAAUACACUUUAUACUGGCAGUUUAACCAAUAGAAGCUUUCCUUAUGUCAAGAAAAUAUUAUGCGCAGUGUUUAUAUACUAAUUACUUGCAUAAUUACAUGUACAUAAUUGCGUGAAAUUCAGAAUACCACAUGCACAUUAUGUUUUAUGUUUAGCGCACAUUGGUAUUGUUAUGCGCAAGUUAUAUAAAUUUACGCGCUAGGCAUAAGAGAGAAAAGAUAGGAAGAAGAUAAGGACGUUUUCAGAAUACCAAUUUGAGAUUGUGACAUAGGUAGCUUUUUACACUGAUUUCAAUCAGGGUCUAUUGGGUAUUCAUUAAGCCACCUUGAACCGAUUCACGGCAAGUCUGGUGUGUUGAGAUUUUGCUCUACC